Messenger RNA from Phytophthora nicotianae INRA-310, 1947 nucleotides. RefSeq lists its product as hypothetical. Bases 1 to 1947 code for a protein of 648 amino acids. The record is from RefSeq and is a predicted model, not a curated record. The transcript has a single exon. Lineage: Eukaryota; Oomycota; Peronosporomycetes; Peronosporales; Peronosporaceae. Gene Ontology annotation, cellular component: endoplasmic reticulum; membrane. Gene Ontology annotation, molecular function: long-chain fatty acid-CoA ligase activity.
AUGGGAGUUUGGAAGACCGAUCAACUCGCACCGGUGCGUGUGAACACCCCAACGAGUGGCACACCCGACAUCGCCGCUCGCGAGCCAACCACUGUUCUGGACGCAUUCAAAGACGUCGUGUCUCGCUUACCGCACGGACGAGCACUGAGCAUCAAGAAGGAUGACGAGUGGGUCACGCACACCUGGAAGCAGUACUACGAUAUCUCGCAAAAAUUCGCUCGAGCCCUCAUCCACGUAGGCGUGGAGCCGCACGAGGCCGUGAACGUUCUCGGUCCUAACUGCCCGGAAUGGCUGUUCACGAACAUGGGUUCCAUCAUGGCUGGCGCAGUGAUCGCCGGAGUCUACGUUACCAGUACGUCUGAAGCCUGUCAAUACAUCUCCGCACACUGCGACGCGAAGGUAGUGGUGGUGUCUGACAAGGCACAACUGGACAAGUAUCUGUCCGUGGUAGAUCAACUACCCAAGCUGAAAGCUCUGGUUGUGUGGAACGAAGACGACGUCCCCCAAGAGACCAACUAUAGUGUCCCAAUCUAUUCGUUCAGCGACUUCCUUCGUCUGAGUGAGAACGUGGAAGCGCGCUUGUUGGAUGAAAGGAUGGCAGCGCAGCUACCUGGUCACUGCUGCACUCUCAUCUACACUUCCGGUACAACCGGUCCUCCGAAAGCAGUGAUGAUUUCCCACGACAACUUGACGUGGACUGUGGUGGCAGCCAUGAACACACUGCCAGCCCUGGGAGAUGCUAAGCGAACUGUAAGUUUUCUGCCUCUUUCCCAUGUUGCAGCCCAAAUCUUGGACAUCCACUUGCCCCUCGCAAUCGGAUCCGAAGUUUACUUCGCUGGCCCAGACGCCCUACGUGGCGGUUUACUUGGAACACUUCAGGAAGUUCGUCCAAACUUCUUCUUCGGAGUGCCUCGUGUUUGGGAGAAAAUGAUGGAAUCACUCAAAGAGAAGCUCGGUGGCGCACCGGAAGGACUUAAGAAGUCGCUGCUAACAUGGGCAAUGGUCCAAGGUGCUGAGAACGCAGACCAAUCGCAGUAUGGAGCGACUCCAGGCUUGAGUUUGAGUUUCUGGGCUGCAGACUAUCUGCUCUUGGGUAAAGUGCGUAGUGCUCUGGGACUGGAUGAGUGCACCACGUUCUUAACGGGAGCUGCUCCAAUUGCUCCGGACGUCAUUCGCUACUUCAGCACUCUCAAUAUUCCUCUAUACGAGCUGUUCGGGCAGUCCGAGUGCACGGGGCCUCACUCCAUUAACACGCCAGACAAGUGGAAGAUCGGUACUGUCGGUCCCGAAAUGGAAGGUACGAAGACGCGUAUUGACCCCGACACUGGUGAGAUUCAGUACACGGGACGUCAUAUUUUCAUGGGUUACCUGAAGGACGAAGCAGCUACGAAGGCAACACUCGACGACGAUGGCUGGUUGUACUCGGGUGAUGUUGGUGAGAUCGAUAAGGACGGGUUCCUGUCCAUUACUGGGCGUAUCAAGGAGAUCAUCAUCACUUCAGGUGGUGAAAACGUACCCCCUGUUCUCAUUGAAAACUCGCUCAAGGCUGAGCUCCCGGUGUUGGCAAACGUGAUGGUAAUCGGCGAAAAGCGCAAAUUUCUGACGUUCCUGUGCUCACUGCGAGUGGAGCCUGAUGCCACUGGGGCACCCACCGACAAGCUGGACAAGACCGCUUUGGCUGUGGCGAAGGAGAUCGGUAGCAAUGCGACUACCGUUCCGGAAGCUCAGGUGUGUGAGAGGUUCCGCGAACACAUUGAAGAAGGCAUGGCUCGAGCCAACACGAAGGCUGCUUCGCGGGCUCAGCAACUGCAUAAGUUCUUCAUCAUCCCACGCGACUUCUCCCUCGACGGCAAUGAACUAACCCCCACAAUGAAGGUGAAGCGAGCAGUGGUGGAGAAGAAGUACAGCCAGGAAAUCGAGCAGAUGUACGCGCUUGCCAGCUUGUAG